Juglans regia (Persian walnut) is the source of this 591-nucleotide messenger RNA. RefSeq names its product adenine/guanine permease AZG2-like. Gene Ontology annotation, cellular component: plasma membrane. The record is from RefSeq and is a predicted model, not a curated record. Gene Ontology annotation, biological process: transmembrane transport. Gene Ontology annotation, molecular function: purine nucleobase transmembrane transporter activity. The coding region runs from base 1 to 591 and encodes 196 amino acids. The transcript has a single exon. NCBI's taxonomy places the organism in Eukaryota, Viridiplantae, Streptophyta, Magnoliopsida, Fagales, Juglandaceae.
AUGGGCUUCAUAAUCACAUCUUAUGGGUUAAUGAAAGAGAUUAAGGGGGGCAUGAUAUAUGGCAUUGUUUUUGUGACAAUGAUAUCAUGGUUUAGGGGUACCUCAGUGACAUAUUUUCCAAACAUCCCACUUGGUGAAAACAACUACAAGUAUUUCAAAAAAGUUGUUGAUUUUCACCUAAUCAAAUCCACAGCCGGGGCUGUUAGCUUUAAUAAUUUCAAUACUAGUGAGGUUUGGGUGGCAUUAGCAACCUUGUUCUAUGUUGAUGUGCUUGCCACCACAGGCACAAUGCACACAAUGGCUAAAAUUGGAGGGUUUGGUAAUGAUCAAGGAGGUUUUGAGGGUGAGUACCUGGCCUACUUGGUUGAUGCUGGCUCCACAGUCGUGGGGUCCACAUUGGGGGUUUCAUCAAUAGCCACUUACGUGGAAUCAUCAGCAGGGAUGAGAGAAGGGGGUCGAACAGGAUUAACGGCUGUGAUCAUUGGUUUGUACUUCUUCAUUUCAUUGUUCUUCAUCCCACUGUUUUCAAGUGUUCCUCCAUGGGCCCUAGGCCCUUCCCUAGUUAUGGUUGGGGUGAAUCACCCCGGGUGA